Hemibagrus wyckioides is the source of this 2566-nucleotide messenger RNA. It is a transcript of the gene ergic2, whose product is annotated as ERGIC and golgi 2. The record is from RefSeq and is a predicted model, not a curated record. Gene Ontology annotation, biological process: retrograde vesicle-mediated transport, Golgi to endoplasmic reticulum; endoplasmic reticulum to Golgi vesicle-mediated transport. Bases 204 to 1334 code for a protein of 376 amino acids. NCBI's taxonomy places the organism in Eukaryota, Metazoa, Chordata, Actinopteri, Siluriformes, Bagridae. Gene Ontology annotation, cellular component: membrane; endoplasmic reticulum; COPII-coated ER to Golgi transport vesicle. The transcript is spliced from 14 exons.
AACAGCAAGGCAUCGUCACGACUGCACUUCAGCCUCAAAGCCCCAGCGGGUCCGUCUGAUACAACAUUCUUCACUUUCACUCCGUUUACAUGUUCAUUAACCCCGGUUUCACAAAGGGGAAUGUUCAGAUUCGGAACAUUGAAUCAACGAUGAUUAUUUAACGGAGCAUUUUACAGGUUCAGGAGUGGUCUGUUGCUCCAAAGAUGCUGAGACUGUCCCGAAAGAAGGCUGUGAAUUUAGUAAAGGAGCUGGAUGCUUUCCCCAAGGUGCCUGAGAGUUAUGUGGAAACAACAGCGAGUGGAGGAACCGUGUCUCUCAUUGCCUUCACUGCCAUGGCACUGCUGGCCUUCUUUGAAUUUUUUGUCUAUCGGGACACGUGGAUGAAGUACGAAUAUGAAGUGGAUACGGAUUUUUCUAGUAAAUUAAGAAUAAAUAUAGACAUCACAGUCGCCAUGAGGUGUCAAUUUGUGGGUGCAGAUGUGUUGGACCUGGCUGAAACUAUGGUAGCAUCCGACGGCUUGAAGUAUGAACCGGUUUUGUUUGAGCUGUCUCCUCAACAGAGACUAUGGCAUAGGACACUCCUGCUGGUUCAGAACAGGCUGCGUGAGGAGCACUCCCUCCAGGACGUCCUCUUUAAAAACGUGAUGAGAGGAGCCCCCACUGCACUGCCCCCAAGAGAGGACAUUCCCUCACAGCCACCCGACGCCUGCAGGAUACACGGACACCUCUACGUUAAUAAAGUGGCCGGAAACUUCCACAUCACGGUCGGCAAGGCCAUCCCACAUCCAAGAGGCCAUGCUCACUUAGCUGCACUAGUCAGCCAUGAAACUUACAACUUCUCCCACCGAUUAGACCACUUAUCCUUCGGCGAGGAAAUCCCAGGCAUCCUGAACCCGCUGGACGGCACUGAGAAAGUGUCCACAGAUCAUAAUCAGAUGUUUCAGUACUUCAUCACCAUUGUACCGACUAAACUGGAAACCUACAAACUGACAGCGGACACGCAUCAGUACUCCGUCACGGAACGGGAGCGUGUGAUAAACCACGCAGCGGGAAGUCACGGCGUCUCGGGAAUUUUUAUGAAGUAUGAUUUCAGCUCGCUCAUGGUCCGGGUAACAGAGCAGCACAUGCCACUGUGGCAGUUCCUUGUGCGUUUAUGCGGCAUUGUCGGGGGCAUCUUCUCUACGACAGGCAUGCUGCACAACCUGGUUGGAUUCGUUGUAGAUGUCGUCUGCUGUCGCUUUAAACUCGGAGUCUAUAAGCCUAAACAGGUCAGUGUCGUGGACGGCCAUGCAAACAGCCGGACGCCUCUACUGUCAGAGAACGGUGGACUCUAGCAGCUCCGUGUUGGUUCCCCCUGUACCCGAGGAUCUUCUCCAUCUGAGACGCAAGCACACUACGGGACUAAAGUAGCAAGCAGCUCGCCACAAAUAAGCUGACUUCUCUGGCAGUGUAGUAUCGCGAAGGGCCGCCUGCUCCAAGCACAUAACUGUAACUCAGGCUGUAAACAAAAGUAUUGAUUGUUUGCUCUCAUUACCAACAGAACACUUUAGCAUUUCCGUCAUUAUGAUAACCGUGUCGAUCCUCCAUUCCCACACUCGGCAAUCGUAGGGAUACGUUACGUCCUGAGGAACCAUUCUUUUUUUAUUCGAUUAGUAGUUAUUGUGCUUGUGAGAGGCAGCGCUUUCCUUCUGAAACCAGCCUAAGAGUUUAAACAUCAUGUUUUAGACUGAUUUAUUUUCCUUCUCUUUCAUCCAGCCAUCACUGCAGUAUCAUCCACAUUUUACCCAGAUAUUUUAUUUUUUAUAUACUUUUUUUUUUUUCCCUUUCUAUAAUAUCAAUGCCACUCAAGAUGUGACUCUUCUACCAUUAGCCAUAAAUGAUAAACCGUCGCUCGGAAAAUAAGUGAUGUGAUUUUAAUCCGGCGAAUCAGGAAAACGUGCAAGAUGCAAUGGAUCAUAGCAGUAUUAUGAUUUAUGAGGAAGUCACGUUGUGUUGAGCCGCAAUCGAUUUAAGAUGCGUGUGGAGACGGUGAUGUAGCUUGUUUUUUGGACACUUUCCUCAGCAGCUGAAUCAUCUUUCUGAGAGUUAUUUUGUGAAAAAUAACUGGUAUAGGAAGAGAAUGAGGAAAGGAAAGGAAAAUUCAGAGAACUUGAACUCUGGGUGGUUUCUGCUUCGUUUUAGACAGGUGGAGUACUUGGGUAGCACUGGAGGUUGUUAUAUAGUGGCUAUGAGGCUUAUAGAGAAUGAGCUGAGGAUGUGAUUAGGAUAGGAUGUUAACUUCUGAUCUUCACGUGAAAGGUUUUAGACAUUAAACAUCACAGAAGUGUGAUGGUAAUAAAUUUUCCACGGAAGCAUAUUUUAAACACUGUUUAUAAAUGGUUUUUUCCCCCUUUCUUUUGACUAUUGUAUCACCCUUUUACACACAUCACCAUACUGUUUGUCCCGAACCAGAGGGGUUUGAUUAAGAAUGGAAUUUGUACACACAUCUGAUGGACCGUCUGUGCUUGUGUUGGUUUGAAUCCCUUCCCCUGAUGCAAGUCUUGAUAAAAAAAUCUUGCUUUCUUGU